AUGGACGACCGAGGUGCUUAUAUAGAAGCAGGGCCCCAGGUUGGCGACAACAGGAAGAUGAAGCAAGUCGAUGGGAUCGAGGAGCAAUGGCCGACAGGGCCUAUGGAAUCUUGGGACCCUAAGAAAGUUCAACACCUCAUUUCCCGCUCGCCUCCCCACCGACCCUCCCCCUUCCCCGCCUACCUUUCCUCCUCCUUCCCCUCCUCCCUCACCUCCUCUCUUUCCUCCCACCUCGCCCUCCUCCUCUCCUCUCUCUCGCGGUACGCGCGCGCGCUCGACGCUUGGUGGGGCACGGUGGCCGAGGAGACGUUUAAUCUCUCCGAGGAGUUUAAGUACGUCGGCUGGCCGGGCAACUAUGGCAAGGCGGCGGGCGGAUCUGCGGCGGGGAGCGCAGUGGGCGCAACGGGGGCGUCUGCGGGGGAUGGGGGAGGCGCGGGGAUGGGGGUGGGAGGAGGGGUGGGAGCGGGAGUGGAAGGGGGGGUAGCGGGGGUGAAUUUGUGGCGGCGGGUGAAGAAGUAUCGACACUUCGUGGCUUUCAUGGCUGUGGUGGCAGCAGUGAACGGCCUCUUCUCUCUGCUCCUCAUCGAUUGCCUCCUCUCUGGUGCCUGCAUCCCCCUCUUCCACGACUGCCACGCACACCCUCUCAGCCAUGCUGCUGCCGCUCUUGUAACCUAUGACCUGUCAAAUAUUAACCACACUCGCCACGCAGCAUCCCUCCGGUCCCUCCACCAACCCCACUCCACCGGUUUCCACCACUCUGCACACAGCAGCAGCAGACAAACUCUUUUGCAGCAGCAGCAAGACGGGCGUCAGUCUGAGGAGGGGUAUCAGGAGAGGCAAGGAGGAGAGGAAGAAGAGGGCCUAGAGGACGGACCAGACAUGCCCGUACAAAAUGAUGGGAAUAAGGAUGGGAAUGGUGGGAAUGGUGGAAAUGAUGGGAGUUAUGGGAUUGAUGAUGAGAAUAGUGGGAGCAAAGAUGGCGCCAGUCGCCUGCACCGCAGCAGCGCGGGCGUGUGGUUCGACCGCGAGGCACUAGAGAGUGCCCUGGCAGGGGACUUAGGCGGGCAGGCCAUACACGCUGCCUCUGACCUGUCCAAGGUCAACCUGGGUCUCAUGCACCAGUGUUCUGCUGCGGAAGAUGGGGGUGCAGGUGCUGGUGCAGGUGGGGAUGCACAUGGGGAAGACUCGAGUAUGAGUAUUACUGGUGGGAGUGGGACUGGUGGUGAUAGGAGCAGCAGCAGCAGCAACAGUGAAGUUGCAGACGUUGAUUCCAUUGCUGAAGCGCUUUAUGAGAAGAUAGGGGGGUUUCUGAGUGGGGACGAAAUGGCUUUCUAUGCUGCCUCUAGUGCCUCGCAAGGAAAGCAAGUCUUCCGCUCAUCUGCCCUCUCUCCGCCACCCGCCCUCCCCUUGGCCGUCGUCCUGCCUUCGGCCGGGCGGCAGAGUGAGUUCGCUGACCUGGCAGAUGCGCUGAAGCUAGGAGCGGCCAGGACACUGCAGGCCCAGGCACAGAUAGAACUGAACGGGGACGUGAAGAGAUUAAAGACGUUCUUUAAGGAGAUGAGGAAGCGGACAGGAAGGUUCCACCAUGUGACUGUGCUGGCCAGUGAUGGGCAAGGAGGAGGGAUAAAGGAAGGGGAGAGGAAGACAGGGAGAGAUGGGGAGAGGGAAGGGGAUGCAGAUGGGGAUGGAAACGAGGAGGAUGAAGGGGAGAGGGAUGCAGGGAUGGCGAAUGCGGAGGGUGUGGCAGAGCUGGUGCGAGCCAUGAUGCCCAAGCUCACUGUGGAUGUUGUGAUGCUGUCCAAUCGCUCCUUCAUUGAGCAAGUCGCCAUCAUGAAGCGUACGGCUCUACUAAUUGCCAUGCACGGCCCAUCCCUCGCCAACACCCUCUUCCUCCCGCCCAACGCCACGCUCCUCGAGCUCUUCCCGCCGCACCUCCACUCCCCCCACCACUCCUCCCUCGCCGUCGCCUCUCGAGUCCACUACUACAGCUGGCACAACGCACACCCUCUCAACACCACAUACACCACAGACUGCAUGGCGCGAGGGCAGUAUGCGCUGCUGCCUGAGGCCCUGUGUGCGGGGAAACCGGAGUGCCUGGCGUGUGUGAGGGACCGGUCGGUGACGGCCGUGCAUCUGGGGGAGCUGAGGGGCGUGCUGAGGAGGAUUCAGCAGCCGCUGCGGUCCUUCUUCCUGGCUGACUCUGUCAAGCACAGACACCGGCGGAGAGGCAUCCUGUAUGGAUAA
Closterium sp. Yama58-4 is the source of this 2244-nucleotide messenger RNA. Lineage: Eukaryota; Viridiplantae; Streptophyta; Zygnematophyceae; Desmidiales; Closteriaceae. The record is from the annotation of a GenBank genome assembly.